Acaulospora morrowiae is the source of this 195-nucleotide messenger RNA. The record is from the annotation of a GenBank genome assembly. NCBI's taxonomy places the organism in Eukaryota, Fungi, Glomeromycota, Glomeromycetes, Diversisporales, Acaulosporaceae.
AUGAUUGAUGAACCGAUUAACAGUUAUUUUGUCACCACUUGGUUAGUCUUCUUGGGAAUUUACACUUCCCGAUUCAUCAAGUAUUUUACCGAACCCGAGGUUCCAGAGAAUGUCAUUUUCCGAGGUUAUUUUGCCCUUUUUUGCAAUGUAAUUUUUGAUUUGGUAUUGGAGGGAAAGGCAUUAGAAGGCAUUCCA